This is a messenger RNA of Lymnaea stagnalis (great pond snail), 2611 nucleotides long. The record is from the annotation of a GenBank genome assembly. NCBI's taxonomy places the organism in Eukaryota, Metazoa, Mollusca, Gastropoda, Lymnaeidae.
AGUAUACCUUUCAACACACACACUUUUUUGUUCAGCUGUGUUGUUAUGACUUGGGUACACAUUUCAGUGUUGAUUCCUCAUUUCUGAUCACGUUAAGAGGAUCACGUUAAGCACGAUGCCACUAAAUUCUCAGUGCUGUGUGUGAUUUUUAUUAAUUCAUUUUGAAUAAAGCUUCCAUUUUAUAUAAGGUAUAAACUUGUUUUACUUAGGCCUCAUUUAAGGACAUGUGUAUUUCAAUGUGUGGAGUCUUGCUGUUGUUAACUAACUUGUUGUAACACACGUUUCACAUAUCUUCUUCUCUUGUCACACUGCCAUUUUCCUUGUCACGAUGCCACAUCCCUUGUCACACUGCCAAUUCCCUUGUCACACUGCCGCCCUGUCUAGCCACACUGGUAUCUCCCUUGUCACACUGGUAUCUCCCUUGUCACACUGGUAUAUCCCUUGUCACACUGCCACCUCCCUUGUCACACUGUCAUCUCCAUUGUCGCAUUGUCACCUCCCUUGUCACACUGCCAUCUCCCUUAUCACACUGCCACCUCCCUUUCCCCACUGCCACCUCUCUUGUCACACUGCCACCUCUCUUGUCACACUGCCACCGCUAUUGCCUCUCUGCUCAUGUUCAACUUUGUUUUGUUCCUUUGUGAACCAGAGUACAGUUGAGUUGACAGAUGCUUGCAGCGUACAGACCAAAUAUGCCACCCAAACCUCGACCUCCCCCUCUCUCGGACGACUCUGUGAUUUAUCCGACCAACCGACUGCCCCGACUGGAUGUGCCAAUUAUGACGUAAGUCUGAGAACGUGUCGUCACUGUUUGAUUGGUGAUCUAUUUAAAUCAACAAUCUGGGAGAGGUGAAGGGAUUGUUGUAAAGGAGGUUUUAUCUUUAAAUUUCAGUUCCUGGUGAGCCUGACGGAUUCAACUAAGUUGCCAGUUUUUAAUUUUUACAAUAAUCCUCGACUAAUGAUGACGUCUUAAGAAUUUCAAUAUAAUAUACUAGAUAUAGCCCGCCAAACAUUGGCGACAGCAAUGCGUGAACUUCUCAUCUAGUAAAGUUACUUGACAAAACAUGAACUCAAAUAACGCACAUUUAAAAGAAUCCAAUAUUUGCUACACCCCUCCCCCCUCCCAUGAUACGUCACUGCACACUUUUUAUUCCACGCCCAUGAACUAUAUUCUCAUGUCCAAACCCCUUUUAAACCGAAUAUUUUUUACACCAUACUUGAGAGGGUUCCCUUGUCCCAAAAGAAAAUUCUACGCGCCAAACGUAUUUGCGUUAUUAAAAAUAUAUACAUAUAUAUAAUUUAGCGUAGUUAACUCAUAAUUGAACCACACUCUGGCGUAUCUAUAAAUAGCCUGCGUCUUGUUUGACCCGUCUUGUUUGACCUUUGCUGGCGAAUUAUAUAAUAUAUAGUAUAUAUAUUUCUAUUCUAUUUUAUUAUUUGUUUUGUUUUCUUACGUGAAGUUUUUUUACUCCUUGUAACACUUUUGAAUCCCAGUUUUGCAUAUAAUUAAUGCAGAUGUUAGAAAACAAAACAGACAAAACUGUAUGUUAGAUAACAAUACAUACAAAACUUUAAUGGCUUUAGCUGAAUAAUUCCUAGCAUGUCUUCUGUUCUUAUCAAAUUUAUGAUGUCCGUUCGCUAUGUGUUACUUGAAUCUAAUUUUCAAAAGUGUGAUUGUUUAAAAAAAAAAUUAAAAAAAUUAAAAAAACGGAAAAAAAAUUAAGAAUUGUAGGAUUUUGAAACAGUCUUAUGAUAUUCGAUUCUAUUAAGCGGCUGAUUCCAAUAACCAGUAAUCACAAUAAACGGUUGAUACUGUAGGCAUACGAUGAUUAAUAACAAUUUUUUUUUGUGGCAUUUUCCGCCAGAUUUCCGGCUCCUGGGUCAGAAAAUCAAACUCCGCUUGGCAUCCAUGACGACAAAGGGACAUCACCACCCAGUGCUGUGGUGCCCGAGAAAACUUUAUACAACAUCUGGGAGCAGACGAGAACACAGACCGAGGUCAAGUGGACCAGGCCGGACAACGCCGGCAGUUUUGAUUCCAUGGCGUAUGAGAUUCAGAUCAAUGAUGGCGACGGCACGUGGCAGAACCUGACCGAGAAUAGAGUUCCGGUCUAUCGCGUCUAUUUUGCCGAGGGCAAGGCUAUUUUCGGCAGAACGAGAAUCUGUCAACAAAGAGCCACAGCUGUGGUCAGAUUAAGGGUGAGGCCGAUUGGGAUUAUCAGUCGGCACGGAGCGGAAGAAAGAUUACUUGGACCGUGGUGUGAAAAUAUUUUGUUCUCCAUUGAAGGCACGAACUCUAAGACGUGAUCGGCCGUUGCGCCUGCUGUAUUCUGAUGUGCAUUUUUCUGUGUAUGUAUCAUGUUGAUGUUUGGAUUAUUUAGUGACACUGUGCUCUGAAACAAAACUAAAAUUAUUGUCUGUCCUUUUUUAGCGUUAUAAAAAACAAAUGCGUUAACACGGAUUGUUUUGUUGGAUAUAUUAAACCGAUAAUUUUGAUGUCUUCGAUUUUUUUUUAAAUUUCAUCAAAAGGGCUGUCCAUUAAGUAAGUCACGCUAUUAUUGAAAAACGUUUAAGCCCUCCCACCCCCCUGUCGCAAAGCUCAGACACCCCU